AUGCCCGCUCCUUCAACCACCCUCUUGAUUGAGGGCUCUUUCUCAGAACUCUCCGAGGAGUUCGCUGCCUACCUCGACGCCCUCAACAAGUCCGAGGACUCGCCCAUCCAGACAGAGCUCGCCCCGCUGCUGCAACCCCUCCGCGAGCAGGAACAGAAUGAUACCCAGAUCGACCAGAGCAAGCGCGAUGAGGUCUUGAAGAAGUUGGUUGGCUCGGCUGCCGUGCUCAGCACAGCGCCGGAGAAGGAGAUCACACCUGCUUAUAACCUCCUCAUCCACCUCGUGCAGCAGGCUUCCGACCCUGACAUGUUCCUCUCCCGCAUCUGCUCCUACCUCGCCAAACCCGUCACAUCCUCUCCUCAGUUCGGUGCCUCCCUGUCCAUCGCCAUUCUGUCCACAAUCUUCAACACCCUCGCCCCCUCCGACUCGAGCCGAUUCCACGUCCUUUUGGCCGUUGUCGCCGUUAUCCGUCAGUCUGGCUCAUCCGCCGCCUUUGAUGCCCUCAAGCCCCAGUUGACCGCACAGCUGCCCAACUGGCGCUCCGCCUGGGAACUCGACGACGAGGAGGCCCGCCGCCUGCACCUGGCCAUUGCCGACGCCGCCCAGGCCGCCGGUGACCUUGACUGGGCCCAGUCUCACAUUGUCGAGGCCCUGCAGACCAUCCCUCCCGCCGAGGCUUCAUCCAAGGCCGCCCGGGAUCUGGCCGUGCGUGCGCUGACCGCGGCUCUCACCCACCCCGCCGUCUUCGACUUCACCACGUUGACCGCCGCCGACGCCGUCCAGGCCCUUCGCUCCAGCGAUGCAGCCCUCUUCGAGCUCCUCGAGAUCUUCACCGCCGACACCGUCGACGCCUACGAGGACUUCAUCUCCACCACCCCCGUUGCCAACAUCCUCCCCGACAACGCCCUGGUCCCGCACGCCGACGCCCUGCAGACCAAGAUCCGUCUCUUGACCCUCGCCUCGUUAGCCGCCGCUGCAACCACCACAACCGGGCCCAACGCUCGCUCUCUUUCAUACGAGACCAUCGCGUCGUCGCUCCGCGUGCCCCAGGAGGAAGUCGAAAAGUGGGUUAUUGACACUAUCCGCGCAGGACUCGUCGAGGGCAAGCUCUCGCAGCUGCGAGGCGAGUUCCUCGUGCACCGCGCCACCUACCGUGUCUUUGGCGAGAAGCAGUGGGCUGAAGUGCAGGGUCGUCUGAUGGUGUGGCGACGAAGCUUAGAGAAUGUCCUUGGAGUUAUUCGCAGCGAGCGGGAGAGGUUUGCCCGGGAGGCUGCUGCUGCUGCCGCGGCAAACACAGAGGAGAAGAGCGACAAGAAUAAGACAGAGCGCCGACGUCCCCAGGAGGUGGCUGCGGCUGAGUAA
Messenger RNA from Aspergillus calidoustus, 1362 nucleotides. The record is from the annotation of a GenBank genome assembly. NCBI's taxonomy places the organism in Eukaryota, Fungi, Ascomycota, Eurotiomycetes, Eurotiales, Aspergillaceae.